CCUAGUUUUUUUUUUUAAUUGACAGUUCAUUCGAUUUUACAGUAUUUUAUCUUCGACAUGGCAGCAUUGUGAUAAUUUUUCAAUGACUGAUGAAAUUUUGGUGUUAUUUUAUUUAUUUUUAUUGUGCGGAGUCAUUAGUUUAUACGAAAAAAGCUUGAAUAAAAGUAUCCACUAUUUAAUAUUAACAACAACAUAACGAGUGAUUGUGAAAGAAAUAGUGAAAUGAGUUUGCAAAUGGAGAGUCCCCUAACGGACAGCAAAAUGGAUAUCUCUGAUGCUACAACUUCACAGGGCUCAGCAGGUGUUUCGCCACUUGGUGAAGAUGACGAUCCUGACGCCCCACAAUCACCGACACACAACAAUCACAACAUACAACAAAUUCUCAUAAAAGACACAACUGUAGUAACGAACAACACAAUGAAAGCGGAAAAUGUGAAAAAAGAAAAUGAAGUAGUACCCAAUUUGGACAAUAGACUUGUUCGACCAGGCGCGUUACAAUUAGAUCUUGGACCGCAACAGCGACAAAAUAUUGAACGUACUAUAACAGAGAGUCAUCCUUUGAUGUCGCCCGCAGAUUCUGAAAAUGAACACAGUUCUGCAAAUUCAAUAACAACAAACAAUGAUGUAAAACGCAACAAUUUUCCAGAUGUAGUGCCGCAAUAUGAACACAAGCAAUCGCCGUUGCAGCCAAUUACUAUAACUGAAAGAAAUACGUUGAACAAUAUACGCGGUAUAGUUAACGUACCUACCAUAGCGCACAAUAAGCUCUCCUAUUUACGGGCACACAGUCCUGACCUUUUGAGUAGCGAAUCUGAAGCUGAUCUAUCACAAUAUCACGCAACGGUGGAAUCCAAUUUUCAAAGUGUAUCACUUAUUCCAACUGCUGGCAAUGAUAUGCCGAAACAUGUGCGUCGAAAUAGGAAAACUAUUGCAAAAGGUGCUAAUGGUGGUGAUGACAUCUCAUCACUGGAUUCAAUUUCAAAUCAUAGUUUUGACGAUGAUGAAGAUAUUGAACAUAAAUUAGCAUCUUUAAGCCCUUCAAGUUCAUUAAUUGAUGGUUUAGAUGAUGAUAGCGACGAUGAUGAAGAUGGCGGAGUUGUUGGUUGUAUGGAUGAUGAAGACGAGUAUCCCGAAGCUGCUACCCCAACUCCACAUCUACUUUCAACUUUAACAAGCAAUCCGGAUGGAACAACUGAUCAGCUGCCACAAUAUUCAGCUGCCGAAGAAAGACGAGAUUCUAGAAAUUGGCAAAAGAUAACAUUGCCUGAUGGACGUACCAGAGAAAUAGAUAUGCGUGUGAUUGAGCCUUACAAGCGUGUGCUGUCACAUGGUGGCUAUCUACAAGCGGGCGGCCACAAUGCGAUUGUAAUUUUUUGUGCCUGCCAUCUGCCAGAUCGUUCGCGUGCUGAUUAUAGCUAUGUAAUGGAUAAUCUAUUUCUCUAUGUUAUCAAAACUUUGGAACAAUUGGUGACGGAAGACUAUGUGCUCAUUUAUUUGCAUGGUGGUACCAGUAGACGUAAUGUGCCACCGUUUCCAUGGUUGAAGAAAUGCUACCAACUUUUAGAUCGGCGUUUAAGAAAAAGUCUGAAAAACAUGUAUUUAGUACACCCAACAUUUUGGAUUAAAUCUAUUGUGUGGAUGACGCGACCUUUUGUUAGUGCAAAGUUUUGGCGGAAAUUAGUUUACGUGAAAUCUUUGGAUGAACUUGCCAAACACGUUGUCGUAGAGAAAGCUGCCAUACCUGAAAAGGUUAAACAGUAUGAUGCGCGCCACAAUUGAAAUAAUAAUUAUAUAACUUGCUUGCAUACCUGCCCGUACUAUGGGCUGGACAGGCAAUUAACAUAAUUAGUGCAAUAGGCAAAAGAAAAAACAGCGAAGUUUUUAUGCACAUUUUUCCAUUAGUUAAAACGUUCCUUAGAUUUAUCUUUAAUUCAAAUGUCUGGACAUGAUUAUAGACUAUGCAAUAUUUUUGGUUUCUUUGCACCGCCUUAAAAGGCUAUCAAUUAAAUGAACAUCUAAUGUAACUGGCUCACAGUUAUUUACAAUGUUGUACAUUUUCAGUUCCGUGCUAUAAACAAAAAUAUUGCAAGCAUAACUUAUACACUCGGCGUUAGUUGUUCUUCGGAAAACUUUCACGAUCUCAAUUUUUUUUUUUUUUUACUAUAGUAUUGUGAUAUUUUUCGCAUAUAUUCGCUAUUCUAUUUCUAUCAUUUCAU
Ceratitis capitata (Mediterranean fruit fly) is the source of this 2216-nucleotide messenger RNA. RefSeq names its product BCL2/adenovirus E1B 19 kDa protein-interacting protein 2. Lineage: Eukaryota; Metazoa; Arthropoda; Insecta; Diptera; Tephritidae. Gene Ontology annotation, cellular component: cytoplasm. The transcript is spliced from 4 exons. The record is from RefSeq and is a predicted model, not a curated record. The coding region runs from base 223 to 1779 and encodes 518 amino acids.